Messenger RNA from Odontomachus brunneus, 6580 nucleotides. RefSeq names its product acetylcholine receptor subunit alpha-like (gene nAChRa3). Bases 868 to 2574 code for a protein of 568 amino acids. Gene Ontology annotation, cellular component: neuron projection; synapse; postsynaptic membrane. The transcript is spliced from 14 exons. NCBI's taxonomy places the organism in Eukaryota, Metazoa, Arthropoda, Insecta, Hymenoptera, Formicidae. The record is from RefSeq and is a predicted model, not a curated record. Gene Ontology annotation, biological process: regulation of membrane potential; signal transduction; chemical synaptic transmission. Gene Ontology annotation, molecular function: transmembrane signaling receptor activity; acetylcholine-gated monoatomic cation-selective channel activity.
GCCCGUGUUUACUUCACUUCGCAGUGUUUCGCGUUCGUCAGCGCGAGCUGUUGGGAAGAUCGGUAUUCUCAGUUCUCGAAUUUUUCGCGUCGUGAGAGUAUCUCGCUCUUACGAACGAGCGUCGGGAGUGACGUGCGAUCACCGCGACGUGUUAAUUAACGUUAAUUAGUGUCGUCCUUCUCCGAUAUCGAUGUGGCCUAUGUGUAUCGCGUGUCCCGAGCCGGCCGGCGGUAUGGCGUUCGUCUUCGAUCUAUUGAGCAGUGCUCGGUUUACGCGUUAUUUAUCCGCAGAAUCAUCGUCGCUCGGGCGAUCGAGCAUCGACAUUGUCGAGUGAGAACUUCCGUAUUACUUGAGGUAUGCCCCAGUGAUCAGCUAUUUCUCGGUGUAUGUGCCCGAAUUCGCGGUCGUCGUGUUUCGCGUCGCGAGGUGGCAUUCCCGUAGCGUCGUGAAGUUGCCACCGGAUAAUUCGAAUUUUUCGCAUGUCGCCGUAGCAGCGCAUCCAACGAGUGUCGGGAGUGUCGUGAGUAGAGUCGGCCGACCUUUCGUGUCCGCGUCGUCGUUUGCUCGUUGCGAGUGCGUCAUAAACGCAACAAGACCGCCGAUUAUCGUACAUCGUGUUAAUUAGCGUCGCGGAAUCGUGAUCAGUUGGUGUCUUUCCUCCUGGACAGACUUGUAUCUCGCGAGUGCCUCGAGUGCAAAAAGUGUGCCGCAGAGACGGAGCUGUCGGCGACGACGGUUAUGGCGACACAUCGACUGGGAACCGUCCAAUAGAAACUCACCCAGACGUACCAGCCGGCUUCGCGCGAAAACUGAAGGGUCUGGGGCGCGCGAAGGCGAGAAGAAAUGAGGUGGACGUGACACAAUGACAUGAUGAAGAGCCUGGUGGGGAUCAUGUGGAUAGUGUUGGUGCUCAUAUCAGGAUGCUCAGGAAAUCCAGACGCGAAGCGAUUAUACGACGAUCUCUUGUCGAACUACAACAAGCUGGUUCGUCCAGUGGUCAACGUCACAGACGCCCUCACCGUUAAAAUAAAGCUCAAGCUUUCGCAGCUCAUCGACGUGAAUUUGAAGAAUCAGAUCAUGACGACGAACCUCUGGGUAGAGCAGUCGUGGUAUGAUUACAAGUUGAAAUGGGAUCCAAAAGAGUACGGUGGGGUAGAGAUGCUGCAUGUGCCAUCGGAUCACAUAUGGAGGCCCGAUAUAGUUUUAUACAACAACGCCGACGGCAAUUUCGAGGUGACGCUGGCGACGAAGGCGACUUUGAACUACACGGGUAGGGUCGAGUGGAAGCCGCCGGCGAUUUACAAGUCUUCCUGCGAGAUCGACGUCGAAUAUUUUCCUUUCGACGAGCAGACGUGCGUGAUGAAGUUCGGCUCGUGGACUUACGACGGCUUCCAGGUCGAUCUUAGACACAUCGACGAGGUCCGGGGCAGCAAUGUCGUCGACAUCGGCGUCGAUCUGUCGGAAUUUUAUACUUCCGUCGAGUGGGACAUACUAGAAGUCCCUGCUGUAAGAAACGAAAAGUUUUACACGUGUUGUGACGAGCCUUAUCUCGACAUCACCUUCAACAUCACCAUGAGACGGAAAACUCUGUUCUACACCGUCAACCUCAUAAUACCGUGCAUGGGGAUAUCCUUUCUCACGGUGUUGGUAUUUUACCUACCAAGCGACAGUGGCGAGAAGGUCAGCCUAUCCAUUUCGAUUUUAUUGUCGCUGACUGUGUUCUUCCUCUUGCUGGCCGAGAUCAUCCCGCCCACGUCACUCGUGGUACCGCUCCUCGGUAAAUUCGUCCUCUUCACCAUGAUCCUCGACACCUUCAGUAUAUGCGUAACAGUGGUGGUCCUCAACGUUCACUUCCGCUCGCCGCAGACCCACGUGAUGGCACCGUGGGUUCGACGCGUGUUCAUCCACGUCCUGCCGAGACUGCUGGUAAUGCGCAGGUAUAAUACGCCAUCGCAGAGAACCGAUUACGAUUCCAGGCCGCAGUACCAGAUAGACAGACGUAGCAUGGGCGGGCAUCAUGGACAUCGCGUGAUGGUCCGAACAUGCAACGGUCUCGAAUUACGAGACCCAUCACUGUUCGUCGAGACGUCGGCCUCGGAGCUGGUCGAGUCCUCCGUACUUUUUCCUAGUGUCGAUUCACGGGACGAGCUGCAACCUCGGGAGUUGGGAGCGGUAAAUCUAGGGAGCACGUGCCAGAUCCACGGUUCGCCCGCGGCGACGACCACCGCGCCGCCACCGCAGCUCCCGACAGAGGAGAGCGUUGACGCUCUCUGCAACGCGCUUCAUCAUUGGCAUCACUGCCCAGAACUGUACAAGGCCAUCGAAGGCAUCCGCUUCAUCGCCGAUCAUACGAAGAGGGAAGAGGAUUCUACUAGAGUCAAAGAGGACUGGAAGUACGUCGCGAUGGUGCUCGACAGACUAUUUCUCUGGAUCUUCACACUAGCCGUAGUCGUCGGCACGGCCGGGAUUAUACUGCAAGCGCCGACCCUGUACGACGAUCGCAUCCCCAUCGACGUACGGCUCUCCGAGAUCGCCUCCACCACUGCCAAGCCACACAUCGUCACAAGCCUCUGAGGGACAAUUACUAAUUACGUUAUUGCCGCGCGCGCGCGUAAACGACACGUUAACGACACAUACGAACACAUACGUACACGCGACCUACACGCCGACACAAGCGAUUACGUACUAACGUCCGAAAGACUGAAGCCUCGCUGAGUCUUCGACCUUUGCGCGAAUGUGCGAGUCGUACGUGCGGCUCGCACGGCCGCUGGCGAACAGAGAAUUCUUAUUGUUGAGACAAUACGCCACACAAUAUACCGUUGCGCAGUGCAGCGGAACGUCAGCGCUAACAAGCGCGAUCUCGUCCUCGCCGGGAGAGCGACCGCCGGCGAAUCGAUUGUAGAAUGCAUAAGGGGGUCUUUGAAACCUUUGUGAGAAACUGAUGUUUGUAUUUUCUUUUGGCGAUAUAUUUCCCCGGCGUCUUUGAUUAAAUCUUCUCCUUCCUUCGGCUGAUCUUUAGGACGACAGAGCUCGAGCCGUCCCUCGACGCGGCACUCGACGGAAAUUUAACGAAGUCAUUUCUCUGCUACUUGAAUUUUUAAAAACUUUCCUCCGGGAAGAGGAGGUCAUUCAUCCUGAAAUUAAGGUGAGGUUGAUAACGAUUUAUUUUUGCAUGAUCGCGAAACUCCUGAUCUUCGCGAAUUGACUUUGAGGACGUUGUUGAAUUCUUUUUCGAUCCUGUCAGUACUGUCGUAUUGUUGUUUAUAACGAGAUAUACGCUCGCAUAGAUAUAUUAAUUAAUUAUGAUUAAGAAGUGCGAAGAGUAAAAGGAGUCUCAGGUGAGAGAGGAAGAGGAAAGGAGGAGAAGGAAGCGUGACUGCUUCACGGAGAUUCAGAAUUAUAUUCGUGCGUUGGCUUUUAUCGUCUUGCUAAGAAUUCUCGAACUACAGCGGGAGAUGAGCUUUCCGCGCAAACGUAUAGAAGGAAAUUAAGAAGGGAGUAUCACGAUGAAAAAAAAAUAAUACGUCUCAACCACUUGCACGUUGAUCGCGUUUGAUUCCGUGUAGCACGUGAAAGGAGUAAGAAGAAGUUCAUAACAUAUAGAUAAUACAAUAAUCCGAUGAACGUAAGAUGGAUCUUCUUAUUUCUCGAAUUAAAUAGGUGAGGAAUUCAAAUCGCGCACGUGAGCAGACAUGGUUUUCGUUUUCGCGCGUAUUAUAUCCUAUAAUUAAAUGUUUUUUAAUAUAUAUUCGAGUUAGAAUUACAGAUGAAUACUUGACUGGCUAAUAGAAAUGACAGAAACAACAAACAUACAUAUUUAUACAUGUACAUAAAACAAAUUAGACCAAUUCCCAAAAAUAUCAGAGAAACUCAAAGAAUCAACACUUUACGAUAUUACAAAACAGACUGAUUUUCCAAUUUGAAGACAAUCUCUCAGAAUUAUCUAAUAUAUUCUCAGAAUAAUCUAAUGUUACUAAUUGAUCCUUAUUUCAAAGAAAAACGGCUGCACGUCUAUCGUAAACGUAAUAAUCUCAACUUUCUAAGAAGUCCUCUUUCAAAUCUCUACGAUCUCUGAAAGUGAAAUAUCGGUCACCGUAUCGACCACCGCUCUCUCGAUCGACUCGAUCGACUUGCAGUAGCGUCGGCGCCCACUGAAUUACGUUUCGCGGAAACGAGAACAGGUGGUGGGUCCGCGUUCCAUCGCGUACGCGCUACGCAAGAAUGGAACGCGGCCUUGCCCCCACUCCCGAGCCGCGCGUCAGCUGACUCAGAGGGACGCUCGACCACGUGGUUGCAUUCAGCGCGCGGCCAGUAUCGUGUGCGCCUGCGCAGAGCGCACGACGCGUCAGUAGGUCUGCUCUUUGAACUAGUGUACAUUUACGGAACUUUCUAGCAAAGAGAUAUAUAGUGUUGAAACUUGAUAUGGAAAAGAAAGAGGAAAAGAAAGCCAACUGAUGCAGCCAGUUUAACAAUAGAAAACAAAUCUAGUCUAUGGUUGGCAUCGAGCGUGUCGACAAUUUUCAAAGGGUCGUAACUCGCGAACAAGUGGACGUAGAAGCAAAAAGCAGUUUUCCUGGCGCACGUCCACGCUUCUCUUUUAUUCGAAAGGUAACCACAAUCAAACAUGAUAGAUUUAAGUCUGGAAACUGCCCGACCCACAUUGGAAACUGCCCGCGUUCCGCGACGAAACGUGUUUUUCGCACGUUCAUUUCCGGUUGGUCUUGUUAGCCAGUCAAGCCUUCACCUGCAAUUCUGAGGCAUUCUCUAUACCUAUUGCUAAUCUCAGUUAAUAGUCUCGAAAAUUGGAAUUGUUUAGGGUUAGGUUAAGUAAUAUCUCGCGUUACUUAUCGCGCGUGUGUAAGAUAUUACCGGCUCGGCGGCCCGCCGACGAUCAUGCGAUUAGGUUCGAGCAAUAAGAAGAGCUCGCUUAUCAUCACCGGGUUUCAGAUGCGGCCUGUUUCGCGACUAGGGAAAAUAUAAUGAAGUUUAAUAAAGGAAAUGAAUAUUUAGUAGGUAAUGGGAGGACGAAACACGUAUAUACUAUAGAAUUAAUUCAGAAAGAUCUUAACAGUGCGAUUUCGUGCCAGUUGCAUUCGUAGCUCUCCCUCGGGCAGAUUAAUUAGACGAUAAUAUUUAUUAACAACGUUACCUUAUCCCGUCUGCAUGUUAAGGAACGUAAAAUCCCUCCUCCAAUCCUUUCUUCCAAACAGCGAAUUAAUAUCCCGGCGUCGAAACGCCACUACUCCGCGUUCGAGACGGAAAUUAGACCACGCCGUUAGGAUUAUUUUCGUACGGAAGACGCGUUCGCGCUAAUACAACGGAACAUACUAUUGCGAAAAGGAAAAAUUACAGGGAAAGAAAAGUAUAGAAAGAAAGAAAACGCCGACGAAGGAUGCAAGUGGCGCGAAGUUGUACGAAGCCUGUUGCAGACUCAGGAACAAAAUAAAGAGGAAUACGAUUUCCCAACACUACAUCGAGCCUGUAACAAUGGGGCCAUAUUUUCACAAAGAACGAAAGUGCGUGUUCUCUCGUAAGAAAAAAAAAACUUAAAUAAAAAGUGAAAUAUUCUAAAUAUCUGCAUCGAUUACACGACGCAGAGAUACAGGUUGGGCCUAAGGUGAGGAAGUUUAGAGGACUCAACUUUUAUUGCUCAUAAUGUGUAUAUGUUUGUAAUAAGGGUAUAACUUUCGUAAUUGUGUAUUCGUUCAAGCGCCGCGCACCGACCGACCGACUGAAUAGGUCUGUUCUUUUUUGAAGAACUUCUCGAACCGAUUUACAAUCGGCUGAUCAAAGAUUGCAACACUUUUUUUAUGAAUUUUGUAACGCAUCGUAUAUACGAUAGAAGAGUUUGUUUUCCAGUGAUUCUAAAGAGAUACAUCUUAUUGGAUACGGAAUACAUUGCAAAAGUUAUCGAGGAAAAAUGUUGCUGCACUUAAUCAUCUGACUGUAGAUUGACGCAAUAAAUUAGAGUAAAACGAAAUAUACUUGUUUCACUCUAACUUAUUGCACCAGUGUACACCAAUUCUUCGAAAGAGGACUGGCUUUAUGACUUGAUUCGACCCGACGCGUGUGGCGGGCGUUUAUUAUUGACGAAUUUUGACAAAGUGCAUAAUACACACACACACACACAUACACACACACACACACACACGAGAAAACAGAUUUUUUAAGGCGCGUUACCAUGAUUUGUGUCGUCUUCCUACUGGUACCUUUGAAUUCCGAUUCGUUUCAUUAACGGCGGCGGUGCAUCGCCGUUCUUGCCAAAAGGAGAAAAAAAGAUAAAAAAAAGACAAAACGUGUAAAGAGUACUACGAUCGAUAAUUUUAAUUAGUGAAAAGAGACAUGUAAUCGGUCACUAUGAAGUGUAGUUUCGAUCGUCGUUUGAUACUUUGUACGUUUCGAUAUAAUUUAGUAUGAAAAGAAAGACUUCUUAGAUUGUAUCGGCGCGAUUCAAUAAAUUUCAUUAUGGAUAGAUGAUUUAUCGACAAUGGACGUAAUUUGUAAGAGUUUUAUUAACCCUGCAAAUGUGUGCGUGAUGUAUCAUUUUUUGAAAUCGAAAUAUAAUGAUUUUGCCGAUAAA